Messenger RNA from Hippocampus comes (tiger tail seahorse), 2367 nucleotides. RefSeq names its product lipoprotein lipase a (gene lpla). The record is from RefSeq and is a predicted model, not a curated record. Gene Ontology annotation, molecular function: apolipoprotein binding; lipoprotein lipase activity. The coding region runs from base 16 to 1506 and encodes 496 amino acids. Gene Ontology annotation, biological process: very-low-density lipoprotein particle remodeling; lipid catabolic process. Lineage: Eukaryota; Metazoa; Chordata; Actinopteri; Syngnathiformes; Syngnathidae. The transcript has 9 exons.
GUCUUUUGUGCCCCUAUGACCUCUCAUAUUAGUGUGUCUGCAUGUGUUACAACAGUGAACGGCAGCGUCACCCCCACCUCCCUGCCUGUCACCACCACCGAGUGGCUCACGGAUUACACAGACAUCGUGUCCAAAUUCUCCCUGCGCUCGGCCGACACUCCAGAUGAUGACAUGUGCUACAUUGUGGCCGGGAGGCCCGACACCAUCCAGGAGUGCAAGUUCAAUGCGCAAACGCAGACAUUUGUCAUCAUCCAUGGCUGGACGGUAACAGGCAUGUUUGAGAGCUGGGUGCCCAAACUGGUGUCGGCUCUGUACGAGCGCGUACCCAACGCCAACGUGAUCGUGGUGGACUGGCUGACGCGCGCUAACCAGCACUACUCAACCUCCGCAGCCUACACCAAGUUGGCGGGCCGAGACGUGGCCAAAUUUGUUACCUGGAUACAAAAAGAACUGCAGCUUCCCUGGGACAAGAUCCACCUGCUGGGUUACAGUCUGGGGGCGCACGUGGCCGGGAUUGCGGGGUACCUCACCGACCACAAGAUCAGCAGGAUCACAGGACUGGAUCCCGCCGGUCCCACAUUCGAGCACGCCGAAGACCAGAACACACUGUCCAGAGACGACGCCCAGUUUGUGGACGUCCUGCACACCAACACCCGAGGCUCGCCGGGCCGCAGCAUCGGGAUCCAGAAGCCCGUGGGCCACAUCGACAUCUACCCCAACGGAGGCGCCUUCCAACCGGGCUGCGACAUCCAGAACACUCUGAAGGGGAUUGCCCUGGAAGGCCUCAAGGGCCUGCAAAACAUGGACCAACUUGUCAAGUGCUCCCACGAGCGCUCCAUCCACUUGUUCAUCGACUCCCUCCUCAACACGCAGCAACAGAGCAUGGCCUACCGCUGCAACUCGCGCGAGUCUUUCAACAAGGGCCUGUGCCUCAGCUGUCGCAAGAACCGCUGCAACAAAAUCGGCUACAACAUCAACAAGGUCCGCACGGCACGCAGUGCCAUGAUGUACCUCAAGACUCGGGAAAAGAUGCCCUACAAAGUUUUCCACUACCAAGUGAAGAUGCACAUGUUCAGCGACCGAAGACUGACCUUCAAUGAGCAGCCCAUAAAAGUUUCCCUGUAUGGAACCCAUGGAGAGAAAGAAGACAUAUCCUUCGUCCUGCCAGUCAUGAACCACAACAGCACCGUGUCCUUCCUCAUCACCACCGACGUGGAUAUCGGAGACCUCAUGAUCGUCAAGCUGCGCUGGGAGAAGGACUCCAUCUUCAGCUGGCCGGACUGGCGGGGCAGCAACAAGUUCUACAUCCGAAAGCUGCGAAUCAAGUCGGGCGAGACCCAGUCUAAGGUGAGCUUCCGUGCAAAGGAAGCGGAGUUCUCUGACCUGGUUCGAGGAGGAGAAGCUGCAGUGUUUGUCAAAUCCAAAGAAGAUAACCUGAGUCGUAAAGAAAGAUUGAUGCACAAAAUCAAGACGCAGGGGAGUCUGUUUGGUCAGACUGACGCUUAAAGAUGCACUCGCACCACCACCACGACCACCAUCAUCAUCAUCAUCAUCAUAAUCAUCGUUCUGCACAUCAUCAAGAUGAACGUGCACAGCCAAAGAGGGACAAAAGCACAAAACUUCAUGGGAAUUGGCAAUCAAAGCACACGCUUACUGCAUAGAAAUUAGAUUCUGAACCUUGGAGAAAAAAAAAUGUUACACAAGUGAUGAUGUGCCCAUUUGAACACGUUUGCUUUUCGUGUGUCUAUGCUUAACUGUAUGUUCUUUAUACACACUUGCUGUGCCUGAAUGACUUUUGAAUUAUUGCUCAUUUGAGUAGUUAAUCGUGAGAGGGGUAAUUUAGGCACAUUUUUGUAGUGUUUGUCGUAAAAAUGAAAAACGCUGAUUUUUUUUGAUUUUGUCCCUUCGCCAAACUACUAACCGCCAACAAACCACGGGGACCAAAGAGUUAUUGACUAUCUACUGAAUCACAUUGGUCUUGUAAAUACCAUUUUUAUAUAUAUAUAUAUAAAAAAAAAAAAGAAACCAAAAAAAAUAAAGAAAAAAUCUGUUUUAUAUUUGGACUUCCGAAUUAUGUUCAUUGGAUUGGAUUGCCUUUUGGUUAUUGUAUCACAGGUCACUUGAAAACGCUUUUGUCAAACAACAACAACAACAAUUAUGCCCAGUUUGCGAUUGCUGCCUAACUUUCAAAGGCCACACAAGUUACAUGAUUGCUGGAAAUAAAAAUACACAUGCAAGCUGUUGGACUUUGUCAUGGACCUUCCAACACCAUAGCCAGAACACAUGCCCAGAAUACACCGUAUUAUAUUUAUUGAAUGUACAUUUAUAUAUUUGUAUAUCAAGCUGUAAUAUAUUUUGUCAUGCUUC